UGCCAGUCCUUAUAUGAGUUGCUUCUCUCCAGGAACAUCUGUCUGAAGACCCACGCGCUUUACUUAUUGGUCAAAUGACAUCAGGGUUGCAACAUGGUGAGUUUGUUGAUUAACCAAAACUGCAUGGAAAGUUUGCGGAAGGACAUCACUGAUCUCCAAGGGACGGUCAUCAGCGUUUUCUCUCACGCUGGAGCAGUGCGCUUUCCUUCCUGGAAAUUUCCAGAUAAAGUGUCCUGUGACCUGGACUUGGUGGCUUUGAUGGAAUAUUAUGAUUUUGUCGAGAGUGACCCUGAAUUCACACAGCAUUCCCACGUGGUUCUUCUGGAACUAGUGAUUGACAGGCUUCUGUUGCUGCUCCAGAGCUUCACGGGAUACACUGAGGGCCUCAUCAGCGAGGAAGCUGUGCCCCCUUCCCGGGCAGUAGGACCUUCCAUGUCUGUUGGGCUGGCUGUAAGGAAGUACUGGAACAGUAUGCUGAAACUGGGGGCCCUUUAUCAGCAGCUGGCAGCCGAGAAAAAAUACUCCAAUGACAACACUUCUAGCCUAAAAUGUUCCUUCCAGGCUACAAAAGCCGAGAAUGGGCGUCUAAAAAGUGGGUCUCCUGAGUCAGAUGUGACUUUGCCCAGCUUUCGAUCUUCCCCUUUAGCUUCUUCCGCUAGCAGCAGGAUGCUGGACCACACCCUCAGUGCCCGCUCUGUUCAGAGGUCAGCCUGUAAUGCUAUUCUGUCUGUCCGGAGUGUCCACUCCCAGACAAUUGAGAGCUCUUUGGUGCCCUGCGAUGCGUGUGAAAGCACCCAGUUCAGCCUCGAGGAAGUGGGAAGGGCCAUUAUGGACAUCUGUACCACCCUGAGCAUCCCAUCUUCCCUGGGCAAGUUCCUCAAGAUGGUGGAGGAAAGCCUUGGUGGCAAGUCCCUCACAGCCAUCGACAUCAGCUACUGGGCCACCGAGCAGAACAAGGACCUCUCCCGGAUCAAUAAACAUAUCCACAUGCUGAUGGGACUCGUCAAUCCUUUGAAAGGAGAAUUGGCAGAGUCUGAGAAGCAGAAGGAUGAGCUGAAGAAGCAGCUGGAGGGCCUGGACAGCUGUCUGCAGAAGGAAAAAGAUGCCCAGAAGCAACAGAAGGAACAGACCAAGCUGCUCUUACAAAAACAAGAGAGGGAGGGCCAGCAACUGAUGGCCGAGCUGCAGAAGGCGAAGGAGGAUCUUGAAAACCGUGAAUAUCUCUCCUGUCUCUUUCUUUAAGCCCCACUUUUUGAUGCUGGUCCAAGCUUAGGCAUGUAGGUUGGGAAGGCUUUUGAAGGUCAGCUC
Molecule: messenger RNA, 1308 nt
Organism: Candoia aspera
Lineage: Eukaryota; Metazoa; Chordata; Lepidosauria; Squamata; Candoiidae
Gene: CCDC157
Product: coiled-coil domain containing 157
Exons: 3
Coding region: 94-1242 (382 amino acids)
Source: RefSeq, a predicted model, not a curated record